AUGGACGAGGCAACCACUUUAUCACCUUCUUCAUCGGGGACUUCAUCGGAAGAGGCUCCUGUAGUUACAUCUACAACAACAACAUCAUCAUCGGAGAUUGUUUUUACUACGACAUCCAUUGGACGUGGUAAAUUUUCUAAAACCGUCAAGUUGGAGUUGGUGAAUGGCUUGAUUGGAACUUUGCGAGUUACGGGUUGUGGUUACUUUUGUCCAACUUGUAGAGUUGAAAACGCCAAGCCGAAACUUUCUCAUGUAACACUCGUGCGAGAUGUACCAAGAAGUUAUGUUCUAAGCUUUGAGUUUGAUCUUUCAACUUUGGAAAAUUCAGAAAAACCUGUGAAAUAUAUUUCUCAAACGACUGAAAAAGGUGGAGACAAGACAACCUACAAAAAAUUGCAGAAUGGAGUUUGUACAAUUGAAAUUCCAGAGAAUGUGAAUGCUGUUUUUAAAUUUAACAUGCACUCGUCAAAGAUGGGGAAAGGAUUAUUGAGGGCGCCUGACACGAAAGUAGAGACUGAUUUUAUUUUGUGGGUUCCAACUAUUUCAAAGGGCCUUUACACCAAAGAAAGAACAUUGGGCGAAAAAAUGUUAGCUGGCUUUGAUUUUGAGGAACGCAGAGAAUGUCCUUUCAUCCGAGUAACACGCACAAUUAACCACAAAACCGACAAACUGAUAACAUUUUUAAGCAACAAGAUGUUUUUUAAGAAAGAUAGGAAAACUUAUACAUCAUUCGCGAAAUUAUUAAUUUCUACACAUGGGUUGAUGUCGUUCAAAGUUGAAGCUUACUUGUAUAAGGAUGACAAUGAACCCAAUGAAAACAUGAAUGGAUCAAGUAGUAGUAACACCAACAACGGAGAAUAUCCAUUGAAACUUGACAAUAUUGAAACUUUGUUCCCUGUAAAUAACAAAUGUACAUUGAGAAAAGAAAAAUUGUAUGAAAUCUCCUCAAAAUUUACAAACUACUUUACAUCCAAACCUAUUUAUUUACCAUCACCACAAGAUAUUCCCGAGUCAUAUCACCCCAAAAAGAGAUUGAAAGAAGAGGCAAGAAAGCUUGCAAAUUCAAUGGAGGACAAUGCCGAUGAGCAAAAUUCGAAAAAGAAGCAAAAACUAACUCCAAACUCAUCAAACGUUGGCCAUCUUGACGAAUCCAUAUCAUCUACUUUAUUUAUUGCCAUUGAAGACGAUAUCAAUAAUAACGCCGCUCCAACUGAGAUUUGUCCACACAAACCUUUCAUUCAAUCAGAAAUUCAAAAUCUAGAAAAUGCACAUGUAUCCAAACUCGAUUUGUUAAAAAUGGCAGUCCAAGAAUGGCUCUCUCGACCCUCAAACGACGAAGAAGCUAAUAAGGGUUUGUCACUCAUGAAAAAUACUAGUACAAGAAAAUUGGUACAGAGUGUCAUUUAUAGAAAUAUUGAUUCUAAUAUUUAUCAAGUCCUAGAUGUCAUUUAUGAAGCUUCCAAAAUGAUGAAUGUGAAUCACGAUGCAUGUCUCGACAAAGCAUUCAAACAUUUAGAAUCUCAAUUUCUACAUACAACAACAGAACAGUUACCACAGCAUGAAGAACGAAAAUAUCAAUUUUGCAACCUAUUGAACUCAAAGCUCCCAAUAGUCAAAGAAUUUGAGUCCAUUAUUGAAUUGAUACAAGGAUGUUCAGCAUUUUUCAGCGCUACUCAACCCCUCUCCAUAUCCACAUUCCAUGAAUUGCAGCGAUAUGCUCUGACAUUAUAUCCUCAAGAAGCCAAUGAUAUCCAUUCAUAUUUCACUUUGCACGUAUUUCCAUCAUUACAAUUGCAAACGGAAAGAAACAAUCAUGAUUCGCAUGCUGAUGAUCCAGUCUAUCCAUAUGUUGAAAAGGGCAUGUCACAACACGAAAUGCAGAAACGAGUGAUGGAUCUUCUCAUGAAAUUUAAGGAACCAACCAUGGGCCAAACGUUUAUGAAAAAGUAUGUGAAUCAAAUUCAAUCAUUGAACCUUGAAGAUGGACUAUCAGAGUUGUAUCAACAAACAAUUCAAGAAUAUCCACAUUGGGAAGAUGAAGUGAAGGAAGCAUACGAAAAAUGUUUACAAAUUCUUGAAGAACAACUCUUGAAUCAAUGUUUCGACUCACAACGACGAUCGUCCUUUGGUUUUUCUUUCAAGCAAGAAUUUAGAAAGUGA
Molecule: messenger RNA, 2160 nt
Organism: Naegleria lovaniensis
Lineage: Eukaryota; Heterolobosea; Eutetramitea; Acrasida; Naegleriidae
Exons: 2
Coding region: 1-2160 (719 amino acids)
Source: RefSeq, a predicted model, not a curated record